Telopea speciosissima is the source of this 619-nucleotide messenger RNA. Its product is annotated as cytochrome b5. Gene Ontology annotation, molecular function: heme binding. Bases 55 to 459 code for a protein of 134 amino acids. Gene Ontology annotation, cellular component: membrane; intracellular membrane-bounded organelle. The transcript is spliced from 4 exons. The record is from RefSeq and is a predicted model, not a curated record. Lineage: Eukaryota; Viridiplantae; Streptophyta; Magnoliopsida; Proteales; Proteaceae.
GACUCCUGUUUCUGUUGCUUACUCCGCCGCUUUCUCUUCUGUGCGACAGCAGGCAUGGCUUCAGAUCGUAAAAUUUUUUUGUUUGAGGAUGUCGCCAAGCACAGUCAAAUAAAGGAUUGCUGGCUUAUAAUCUCUGGGAAGGUGUAUGAUGUUACUUCAUUUAUGGAUGAUCAUCCUGGAGGCAGUGAGGUCCUACUAUCUUCCACUGGCAAAGAUGCAACAAACGAUUUCGAAGAUGUUGGCCACAGUGAAUCUGCCAGAGAAAUGAUGGAAAAAUACAUCAUCGGUGAGAUCGACUCUUCAACUAUUCCACAGAAACGUGGAUAUCUUCCGCCUCAGGAAGCAGCUUACAAUCCUGAUAAAACACCGGAGUUUGUGAUUAAGAUAUUACAGUUCCUGGUACCUCUGUUGAUCUUGGGCUUAGCAUUUGCUGUCCGACACUUCACAAAGAAAGACUAACCAAAUCAUUCUUGCUUCUUUAGUCUUUCACAGUGCCCAUUGGUUUCUUCUGCUUCUCUAGAUUUGGUUACUUCGAAGAGGACUUGAAACUGCUUUUUGUUUGGUCUACUGCCAUUGCCUUGUUACUGAAUUGAGACCAUCAUAUAGGGAUAAUAAUGCA